This is a messenger RNA of Brassica napus (rape), 1046 nucleotides long. Its product is annotated as nuclear transcription factor Y subunit B-1. The transcript is spliced from 6 exons. Gene Ontology annotation, cellular component: nucleus; CCAAT-binding factor complex. Gene Ontology annotation, molecular function: RNA polymerase II cis-regulatory region sequence-specific DNA binding; protein heterodimerization activity; DNA-binding transcription activator activity, RNA polymerase II-specific. Lineage: Eukaryota; Viridiplantae; Streptophyta; Magnoliopsida; Brassicales; Brassicaceae. Gene Ontology annotation, biological process: regulation of transcription by RNA polymerase II. Bases 184 to 630 code for a protein of 148 amino acids. The record is from RefSeq and is a predicted model, not a curated record.
UUAAUCAACUUGUCUGGGACAUAAAAGCUAAAACACACAAGUGAACAACAUCUUGUAAUAAAAAAAGUUAAAUCCACAAGAACAUCCAUUACAAGAAAUCGUGCAAACACAAUCUUGUCUUAAAGUCACUGCGAAUUGUCUAAAGCCCCUAACGAAUCCCAAUUCCGAGUUUUUAGGAGUAAAAUGGCGGAUACGCCUUCGAGUCCAGCCGGAGACGGCGGAGAAAGCGGCAGCGGAUCGGUUAGGGAGCAGGACAGGUACCUUCCGAUAGCUAAUAUAAGCAGGAUCAUGAAGAAGGCGUUGCCUCCCAACGGCAAGAUCGGGAAAGAUGCUAAAGACACUGUUCAGGAAUGUGUCUCUGAGUUCAUCAGCUUCAUCACCAGCGAGGCAAGUGAUAAGUGCCAGAAGGAGAAGAGGAAAACUGUGAAUGGUGAGGAUUUGUUGUGGGCAAUGGCAACGUUGGGGUUUGAGGAUUACCUUGAACCCUUGAAGGUAUACCUUGCGAGGUACAGGGAGUUGGAGGUAAAUAAAAUCCCAUAUGCAACUUUUUUUAUUUAUCCCUUCAAGAGAAGUUCCGUUUCAGAGUUGCACAUUGGUGUGUUACAUACACAUCUUGUUGUGAAAUUAUGACAGGGGGAUAAUAAGGGGUCAGGGAAGAGCGGUGAUGGAUCUAAUAGAGAUGCAGCUGCUGGAGGUGUUUCCAAUGAAGAUAUGCCGAGCUGGUGAAAAAAGUUGCAAGUAAGCUCCCUAGAGAUAAAGAACAACUCCAAAAUGAUCAGGGAAACUUAGAGAUCAGUGUGGUGUUUGACAAUAAAGUUAGAGAUCCGGUUUUAGUUGGUUGUAGUUGAAGAUUUCUCUUAUUAGAUAUGACAACUCUUUGAAAGAAGGAAAAAAAGUUUGUCCACAAGCUCUCUCAUCUCUUAGCUUCGUUUAUGGAUUUCAAAACUUGAAUAUGAAUGGACUCACUUGUGCUUCCAAGUAAGCAAGAGGAGGUUGUAACUUACAUUGUCCUCAUUAACUUCACGUAGAAUGUCGUUUAAAUGAAA